UACUUUUUUUCGGCCUUUUUGUCUUAAAGUUUGUUGCAUUUUUGGGGCUUAAGCCCAAUUAAAUACGGGUGAAAAGGUUUUAGCUGUAGGAAUGGGCUUUGGAGCUCAUUUCCCAACUUCUUUACCUUUUCCGGCCUUCCCUCCUUCCUCCGGCGCCGCCUUCUGGUUUUCGGCUCCAGUCCGGUACGCUACUGAACCCAAAAUCGCUGUUAAUUUCUCAAACUCAGCUUAAAAUUUUCAAAUGUUUUAUGUGUUACGGGAGCCGUUUUUGCUUUUUCUGCGGUAUACUAGUUGUUGAUUGCUGAAAUGUGUUUUAAUUAGUGGUUGUUGGAUGACUACUUUAGUGCCCAUAAGAUGUUUGUUAAAAUUCCUAUUAGAACUUGCUAUGCAAUUUUUUGUUAACUUGAACAUGGCGAAAUCGAAAUUUAAUACUCGAGAUUGGUUAUAGUAUUAUGAAUGAUUUUUCAUUCAGUCAGAUAGGAAAGAAGCUGUCUUGGGUUUUCCAAUGUUUUUGGACGUGGGUGUUCAAGUCAAGCUUACUGGUCAUCAGUCUCUUUUGCACAAAAUAUGAUGAGUACUUGCUGUCUGAAAGAAUUUAUUUAUUUUUCCUCUAAUAGAAACUGCCAUGCAAAGAAAUUGUUAGCUUAUAAUUCAAAAAUAUGGUUGAUGUUUCAAUAUAAACAUGAAAAAUCCAGCUAAGAUUGAGUGCCUUAAAGUAGGUUAAGGUGAAGAUGGACUUAUGAAAAUGAAUAUUUAUCAGUUGGUUGAAUGGACAAAAGUAAGUCAUUAAAUGGAUGAAAGGGGAAGGGGGAAAUGAGUGAUAGUUUUUUGAUAAAAUUUUCCAAUAAUUGGUUACCUAUAUGGAAGCACUCUAAUGUGUAUUUCUAGAGAGACUAAUUGAGAUUGCAUGUCUUAAGAAUUAAAUUAUUGUAUACUCUAUCCUUGCACAUUGUUUGAGCUCCUCUUCUACUAAUUUUGUGUGUUUCUUUUACGUUCUCGGGAAAAUAGGUUGUGCAGAGGAAUGUUACGUUUUUUUCCCCUUUUUUCUAAUAUUGUUAUCUCACAAUUCCUAUUGUGGGUGUGUUUAGCUAAUUUAUGGUGUCAUUGAAUUGAACUGGUAGAAUGCCCCUUGGUUAGCCAAGCUUUAGAAGAUGUUAAAAAUUAACAUGGAGGAAGUGAUCCUUGUUGUUGGUUAAUUCUCUUCUUAUGGAAAUAGAUCUUGGUUUGAUCA
Molecule: messenger RNA, 1231 nt
Organism: Rubroshorea leprosula
Lineage: Eukaryota; Viridiplantae; Streptophyta; Magnoliopsida; Malvales; Dipterocarpaceae
Source: the annotation of a GenBank genome assembly